GUAACAAUAGGCUAGAAAUUUUAUUGGAAGGUUUACUCAAACGCAACUUUGGAUAGUUAAAUCCAAUGUAGUAGCAGUUCUUCUUGCCUGGAAACCAAUUUUGGUCAUUUUCUAGAUGUUUUAUCUUUUAUUACCCUCAAGCUAAUUUUAUCUUUUUUAUAGUUAUUGAUAUCUUCUCUGAACCAGACUGUUUAUGAGAAUUAAGAAGAAAUAGUUAAUUUCAGCCCCUUCACUUUUAGAAUGGUGCGCGGUCGCUGGUUUCUGAUGAAAUGAAUGACAUUUCGCAAUAAGAAUAUAAAUUAAAGAACACUACUUGGUGCCGAAAUGAGCCAUGUAUUCUUUUAAGCGCACAAGCCUUCUUGGUCACUUGUAUCUCAAAUCAUCUGCAAGCGUUUCGAUUAUGUUCAAUUAAUCUUAUUUUCUCUCAGAAUGAGUGAUUGAACAUCCAGUCGCCUGUAAGAAUCGCUAAAAAGCUGCCAUGCACCCCUGUACUUAGGAGUCUCGUUAGAGCGUCUUACCUUACUGGUUGAAUGGUUGUUUUACAAAUUGAUAAGAAAUAAACAAAGUGUGAUUUGCAUGGUUGUAAGGUAUCUGUUAGUUGCCCUUUCGCUUUGGUUUAUACCUAAAUAUUUAUAACAUAAGACUGCCAAUGAUUUUUAAAAAGUAGCAGAGAGAAAAAAGAGCCUUGAAGGUGGCCACUAGCUGUUGAAGUACAUUCAAGCUUGUUUGGCUAAAGCCAGUUCGCUUUUUGGAACUUUUCAAUUUUAUUAGAAUCCCAAAGAGCUUGCAUGCUCAUUUCCCAGCUCUCGACCAUUACCCGGACACCUGUAAACUUGUAAAGGGCUGUCUAUUAUUCAGUCUUAAAACGUGUCGUCUUUUAUUGAAAAGUCAAACUUUCAAUAAUUCUUCGGCAAACAAGAUAAAAGGCUGCAGUUUUUGACAGGAAAUUGCAUUCGCCUUUUUACAGGAAUCGUCGAUCUCCUGGAGUCUGCCUGUUUCAUGUUCCAGAUUUUACUCUUUGACUUUUAGGUGGUCUGUUUAUAAAUUGGAAGGAAGCAAAUGUAACAGUUUGUGGAUCAUGUUUACACAGAUACCACAAAGAGUCGGUCAAUUCAACAUGUAACUGCAAUUUUGUAAACUUUACAAAUCACGAAGACGAUUGCAGAGACAAAGCUACAGCAAGUGGUAUUAUAGAAUUCAGUAGUGUGAAAUUGCCAACACAUUGCUUUUUGAAUAUAGGCUUCUUCAAGACAGUUCAGUUCGGGUAAAGAUCCAAGUUUUAUAGAAAGUUGCAAAAGGAUCUUAGAUGGAUGGGUGGAAAUAUGAUGCUGUACCUGAAGAAGAUGACGAAGAAGAGAAUGCAAAAACCAGCAUGGAUAUUGAUGAAGUCCAACAGUCUGUGGAAGAUACCGUCAACUUAACGAUAAGCAGUGAGCCAUCAGAAAAAGAGUCGAGCAACUUUGAGCAAAAGCUCGAUAAAGAUGAAAUCAAACACAAAAUUUUGACUCUUACAGAGAAGAAGUUGAUCUUGAGAGAAUUGGUCAAAAAAAGAAAUAUGAAAUUGCAAGCAGCAAGCACCCAGAUCUCGUCACUUCAAGUCUCCUUGUCAGCAACUAUUGUUAGGCUGAAAAUAACAUAUCUGAAAGCAAAAGAUGAAUCAAAAGGAUGGGGAAUUUGGCAAGGACACAUGAAAAAGAUCGGCGGUCACUUUGGCAACGGCGUUCUAUCGUACUUCACAUUUCUAAGAUGGCUGCUUUACCUUAACAUUGCAACUGGCCUACUCACGUUCACAUUCAUCACCAUGCCAACGUUGGCUUUUAAACCAACUAUUUGUAUGAGACGGUCUGGAAACGAGACAAUCGAUUCGAACACUUACAUAAACAACUCAACAGCAAAUGCAACAUUGCAGUUUUACCGCCAGAAAUCAUGUGAAAGUGACGAUCCCCAUACGAAGAACUACGUCUUCAACAAAAACAGCGUUCAAAAUGUGAUUGAUUUCUUUCAAGGAACGGGCUGGACGAAUACAACGGUGAUGUUUUAUGGACGAUAUGAUAACUCUUUUCUGCAAGCCUUCAAUGAUUGGACAUACAACCUCCCACUGGCGUAUCUAAUGACCUCACUUGGAUACUUUCUCCUUUGCCUCUAUCUGAUGAUAUCCACAGCAGUAAAAACGUUUGAGGAUGGCUACAUUAAAGGCGGUGAAUCAAAUGCAUUUUCGUUCAGCAACACGCUGUUUGGGAGCUGGGAUAUGUGCAUUACAAACGAAGAGACAGCCAACUUGACUUCUGCCAGUAUUGCAAUGGAACUCGAGGCUGCUGUCGAAGACUCUAGACGAGAAUCUGAGAAAGAAAGCAGAACAAAGAAGGAAAUUUACAAAAUCAAAGCUGUUCGUGUCCUUGUCAAUGUCAUCGUUCUACUGUGUUUAUUUGGAGGAGGCUUCGCAAUCUACAAAGCAGUAAAAUGGUCAAUGGAUCAAGGCAAAGUUACGAAAGCGACGGAACAAAACUUCAGAACAAUGCUUAUCAACUAUGCGUCGCAAAUAACUAUCACAGCAGUGAACACAAUGUUGCCAACACUGUUUUACAAGCUGUCAGAGUUUGAGAAGAUGAAUCCUAGAAGAAAGCUUAAUAUGGAUUUAGCAAGAACUGUCUUGGUAAAGCUGGCAUCGAUUUGCGUUUUGGUUGUUUCAAUAUUUCAAAGAAACAAAAGCGAUAAAGUGAUAUGCUGGGAGAAUCUCCUGGGUGCUGAGAUGUACAAGCUGAUAUGGAUGGACUUCUUUGUCUCGCUUUUUGUUACUUUUUUCAUUGAGUAUCCAAGGGGAUAUAUUGGUCGCAACGUGGACUCAGGAUGCAAAUUAAAUGAAAAGAUCGGAGUUCCAGAGUUCCAUAUUCCAAAUAACGUUCUGACUUUGAUAUAUAACCAAACAAUCAUUUGGAUUGGUGUAUUUUACAGCCCCUUGAUGCCAAUGAUGAACUGUUUGAAGCUUAUUAUUCAAUUCUAUAUUAGGAAGGCAAGUCUGAUGAAGAACUAUGACCCUCCGAAGAAACAAUAUCGAGCUGGAAAAUCGAAUUACUUCUUCAUGGUGUUGGAGCUGAUCGCCUUCGCAUUGUCACUAGUUGCAACAGUAUACGCAGUAACACAGGUGACUCCAUCAUUCGAACAUGGCCCUUUCAGGGGAUUCGAGAAGAUGUACGACGUCAUACUGCUGGCCAUUGCUGAUUUGCCUGAUAUAUACAAAUACGUAAUUUAUAUGAUCUUCUCACCGGUUGUUCUUAUGUCCGUAUUUCUCCUUUUGUGCCUUGCUGCAUACUUCUUUCAUGCAAUGUACCGAGCAUACUCCAAGAGUGCAAGCAACCUACAAAAGAGACUGCAAGUGGAGCAGCAAGAAAAAAAGAAGCUACUGAAAGAACUUGCUGGCAGCAGAUCGAAACAAAAAUGUUUUGACCUGGCGGAAGAUGGCCAAAAUAUCCAUGAAUAUAUAGAACUUGAAGACAUAGACCAACCAGAAGAUUCUAAAUCGGAAAAUGCGGGAGAAGAGGAUUCUGGAAAACAUUAGUCAUUUGUAAAUUCAGAGCCUUUUUAUGAAUACUCGGAAAACUUAAAUAAUAUGAAUUGGAAUAAUAUCAAGUUUAAAUAUAAAGUUGCUAAAUAAUCAUCCCUCAUCAUGAUUUAAAAUAGAAAAUUCACUGUAUUUAAGCGUACUAGAGAUUUUUGUAAUUAAAAUUCUAAAUUGUCAGUAUUUGAGUUUUUUAGUAGAUGGAAGCCUGUAAAAUUUCAAAUAUCAGCCACACAGUUUUCCACAAACCCAUUUAAUGUAACUUGAAAAAA
Molecule: messenger RNA, 3828 nt
Organism: Rhopilema esculentum
Lineage: Eukaryota; Metazoa; Cnidaria; Scyphozoa; Rhizostomeae; Rhizostomatidae
Product: transmembrane channel-like protein 7
Cellular component (GO): plasma membrane
Molecular function (GO): mechanosensitive monoatomic ion channel activity
Source: RefSeq, a predicted model, not a curated record